AUGUCCGGUGGUUCUGGACCACCCGGAGAUGACGAAGAAGCUAGCCUGCGUCUAGCCAGGCAGCUCGACGCUGAGCUGAACUCAGACCAACCAGCCCAUACAGCGAGUUCAUCGCUUCGCGAUCCGGAUUACCAUGCCAGUCUGGCGCUUGCUAAGCAGCUCAACGAUGAGUUGAACCACCCGGAGCAAGUCUACCCCGAGGAGCCCAACCCCUUCGCUUCAGAUGCAGGGGCCGCAGCGGAACUCUCAUCAUCCUCACCUCUUGAACUGCCACUUCGAGGAGGGGGGAAGGCAGGUAAGGAGCCCGUGAGGCCAUGCCACCAGGACUCUAAUACUACAUACUCUGGCACUACAUAUUCCAAGACUCUCAGCACGCUCAAGGACUUCAUCAAUAUUGUGGCGUCGAGAAAAUGCGCCAAGUGCAAUACGCACCUCAUCCAGUCUGCUGACGACGUCGAGAACUUAUUCAAGGGUUGGGUAACUGGGAAGGUUGCGAUGUGUUCGUGGCUUAAGUGCAAGAAAUGUUCUACAACCGCUUGUAUUGCAUGCCCAUCUCAGACAUCUUCAAAACAGAUGUCAGUCAAGGUUGGGAGCACUCAGAUCUCUUGGUGCUGCAGCCGUGGCCGCCUUUUCAUGAUCUGGGUUGUGCUCUGUGGCUUCGACCAACAGUACUGCACUGCUAAGCAGCGAGAGGCGGCAAAGUCUGGAAAAGGACGUAGCCAUACAAGCAGCGGAACCGGCUAUGGUGGAACCAACCGACUCGCUAGAUUGGGAGACUACGAUAGCGGGGUUGGCUAUGGCGGCGAUGAAGACCACUUCGGUUUUCCGUUUGGCCGUCGUGGCGGGUCUCUCCAGGCACGCCAGGAUCCCGGAAAAGCUAAGGCACAGAGUGCUCAGCAAGUCACUGAUGAGUUCCACAAGACCAUGCUAGCGUACCUCGAAGAGCUGCUCCCAUCCUUGGACCGGGAGUCUCGAUUCGAUUUGGAUCCGCCAGAGGCAGUGACAGACUUGCUUUUAGACAGCAAGAUCCUAAAUUAUUGCGCCGAGCUUCUUCGAAACGACUCUUUGGACGACGCUAGCAAGCGGAAAGACUUGUACCAAGCCCUUCUCAACUUCCUACGCAUAAUUGGCACUCACCACAUCACGGCCAAUUUGACAAUGUUCAAAGAGAGACCGGUCCAUCCCGACAGCGUCAACAUAUUGACUUUAUCCUUCGCGCGGAAUGACCACGGGCCUGGGAAAGAAACUACGAUCUCGCUCGCGGACGGCCUCCGAAACCUCAACAUUCAGAGCAAUAUAAUGCUGAAGAAUGCUGCACGCAAUGAGCAAGAGUUCAAAACCAACGAAGGACAAGACUUACUAUGGUUGUGUCGCCAAAUAUCAGAUCUCUCGGAGUGGCUCCUCAAAAAUACCAAGGGUGGUUGUGGUUCCGGCGCCAAGUCAUCGUCGAACGGACCAAAUGAUCGCGGAAUUAUCGAGGUGCGCGAUUCUGAUAUUUUUGCCACACAUCGCUUCGCUGGCGAGGCCAUGGGAGUUCGGCAUUCGGCACCUGGCCGCAUCAAACGCCUGAUCACUGAGAUCACCACGCUGAAGACAGGCUUACCGCCAGGCAUCUUCGUAAAGUACGCGGAGUCAAGGCUUGAUAUGAUGAAGUUUGUCAUCGUCGGUCCAUCGGGAACACCAUACGAGAAUGGACUUUUUGAAUUCGACCUGUUUUGCACAGCUGAGUUCCCCAAUAGAUCGCCGAAGUGCUUCUUCAGAGGAGCUGCCGGGGGGAUGCCUUUCAACCCAAACUUACAUUCUGAUGGGAAAGGCAAGUUUUGCAUCCGAGCUUUGAUCAAUACAGUCUGUCUCUCUCUGCUAGGCACUUGGCUCGGAGAGCCAUGGCGACCAGGCCAAUCGACUAUUCUCCAGAUCCUCAUAUCCAUUCAAGCCAUGAUCUUCUGCGAGGAGCCUAUGUAUAACGAACCGGACGAACCCGUAGAUAAAGGCCGCAGUCGAAUGUACAACCAAACAAUCCGUGCACUUACUACGAGCUAUGCGUUACUGGACUGGGUGGAGAACCCUCCCAAGUUAUGGCAAGACGUGGCGGAUCUCCACUUCAAGAAAAAUGCAAAUAAGAUACUCCAGACUGCUGGCCAGUGGGCUAAUGAGAACAUUGACCCGCCGGGGGGUAGGGGCCGCUACGGGCUACAACCGUCGCAGACGUUGGGCCAGCUGCAGAAUGCGUUGCAAAAGAAAUAUGGCGUCACUACAAGCACUCAGCAGAACACUGGCUGGAAUCCGCCAUCUGGAACGGGCCCCCGAUACGGUAGCGGUUAUGGAUCGAGCCAUGCGCCUGGAGGGGGUAGCGGUUAUGGUUACGGUUCGGGCACGGGUCAAGGCGGACACGGAGGAGCACGUCGAUACUAA
Messenger RNA from Trematosphaeria pertusa, 2412 nucleotides. RefSeq lists its product as uncharacterized. Lineage: Eukaryota; Fungi; Ascomycota; Dothideomycetes; Pleosporales; Trematosphaeriaceae. Bases 1 to 2412 code for a protein of 803 amino acids. Gene Ontology annotation, molecular function: ubiquitin conjugating enzyme activity. The transcript is spliced from 3 exons. The record is from RefSeq and is a predicted model, not a curated record.